Messenger RNA from Drosophila innubila, 1941 nucleotides. RefSeq lists its product as uncharacterized. The coding region runs from base 128 to 1324 and encodes 398 amino acids. NCBI's taxonomy places the organism in Eukaryota, Metazoa, Arthropoda, Insecta, Diptera, Drosophilidae. The transcript is spliced from 7 exons. The record is from RefSeq and is a predicted model, not a curated record.
AUUGCCAUAUCAGUAAAUCUAACAGGGUGGCAGCCUGUCGGUCGGGUGGCAACAUCUACUGUUCUUAAUGUGCACUUGUAAAAGUUUUGAUAAAAAUUAAAAAGAGUUCGUAUUUAAAGAGUGAAUUAUGGACUGCCAUCAUCGAAUCGAAGUGCCACUGCGUUCUGGAGGCGGCAAGAAAAUGAAGAAACGAAGGGAGCUCGACGCUCUGAUAGCACAUUCCAUAACAAAAAAAGGUUCCCACCGCACUGUUCACUCACAGGACAAGUUGCUGUCAGUAUCCACCGAUGACCCUGAUGAUUACACAUGGAUGAAUGUUGAGGGCACUACUCGCCGAGGUCAUCGAAAAAAACUAUUCCUUCGCAAGUGUGGACCCUUUCUAUUUGGUAUAACUACAGCUUUAUUUGUGGGCAUAUUAUACUGGCUUUACUUUGAUUUACGACAGCAGAUUUCCGAUUAUCGCCAAAAAGUUGAAGACGUGUCUGCAAUUAGCAAAAUCUUUCCGGAUACACUCCAGCAAUGGCACGAGACAACUUCAUUGCUAAUCAAAAAUCAAACUUUUGUAAUAAGUCAAUUAAAUGACUUGACCCAAAACGUAGGAGUUUUGAGUGGUAAUUUAAGCAGCCUGCAAGAAACCAUCAAGGCUCAAAGAAACUAUGGCCAAGAUGAGAAGCUAGUUGCCGACUUUGGAGCUAAACUAGAGGCAGUUGCAACAGAUAUAGAUGGCAUCAAGGAGCACUAUAAUAGGUACGUCGAGCUACAGAAAAGUCUGCGGAUGGAUACGGAAAUGAUCAAGGCCAAUUUAAGUCAAUUGGCCAUGAUUAAAGCCAACUCGUCCCCAUCAAAUUUAUCAAAUGACUUCAACGCUCUGAACCAAACAAUGCAGAAUUCAUGGAAAAAGCUUGAAAGCGAUCUUAUGAAUGUUAACAAUACUCUGAUUCAGUCAAUAAAAAUUCUAAAUGGCGAAAUAGUGGCGCAUAAGAUAAAAUUGGACGAUUUGUUGGAUCGCUCUCAGAGUAUUACAGCCCAUGUGACCACGUUGGGCAACAAUUGGCAGGAGUUCCAGCAAAAAAUAAUAGCUGUGAAUGAGCAGCUGGAGAAAGUUAAAGGAAAGAUAUCGAUGGCCGAUAAUAAGAACCGUUUGCUUUCGAAUUCGAUUGAUCAGCUAAUGUCUUUAUACAAGAAACCUUUGGACACGUUUACAACUCAGACAAACCAAGUAGACACAAAUAAUAACGUGACAGAAGUGAAUACGUUCUCUAACCAAGGAUUAACAACUCCGUCAAAUGCUACUGCAAAUUUAAAAGACAAUUCGACGCGGUAAAGAAAUAAAAAAAAGUAUUUAUUGAGCAAAUAAAAGGCAAGACCUUUAUGUACAGUUCUUACAUUUAAUAGACGAUAAUUUUAUUAUCAUCACGUAUUUUUCAAGAUAUUAAAACCUAGUAGAAAAUACUUAUAUUAAAUAUAUUAAACAAGUCAUAACGAUUGGCAAUAUAAAAUUGUUUGUUAUAGUCAUUAAAUAUAAAUGUUAGUUAAGCUAAAAUUAAUUUUAUUUAUAAUACUUGUAUAUGUACCGUAACCGUGUCAGAUAAAUGUUUUAAAAUACAAAUUGUGAUUUGUUUAUGUGCUUUUAUUCCAAAUAAUCAAAUACGAAACCGAAAAUAUAAGCAAAUAAUAUAAAUAAAUAUAAAAGUUUAAAAAAAUCUCGCCAAAGAAAAAUUGAAGUAUAUUUUAUGAAUUUAAUACGCAUAAUUAUAAUGAUGUUUAGUUAAAUAGUUUGUAGUCCGUUUUAACAACAAGUAAUAUUUAUCCUGUACGAGUCAAUAACUGUUUGGUUAAAAUGAAUGUCGCACAAUACUUAUUGAUGUACCCAGAGUCAAGGUAGAAUAUAAACUUAAGAACAAUUAAUAAACACUUUUGAUUUGAAGUAUGUCCACACAA